CCUCCGCUAGAAGCAGGGCUCCGGAGGAGAGGGUGCCCAGGAGGAGGAGGACCUUCAGAGGGCGUCAUCCCCAGGGAUCGGAGAUGCCUCACUGAUCACAGACGCGCCCACAGGUUCCCAGGCGGUUCUCGGCUGUUCCCUGAGAGCCCGUGGACGCCACUCGAGAUGUCCCCUUUUGGUGGCUGGGGACUGCUCUCGGCCUUCCUCGCCCUGCUCUGCUGCACAGGGUCUGGCGAGGAGGCAUUCGAGGUACGCAUGUGGCCAGAGCAGCUGAUGGUGGAGUCCGGGGAGUCUCAGGUGAUUAACUGUAGUACCACCUGUACCCAGCCCAACACCGGUGGUCUGGAGACCACCCUACACAAGACUCUCCUGGAGGAACAGGAUCAGUGGAAGCUGUUUGAGGUCUUCAACAUCUCCCAGGACACAGAUGUCAUUUGCCAUUUCACUUGCUCCGGGAAGCAGGAGUCCAAGAGCCUGAACAUCAGUGUGUUCCACCCUCCAAAGCAAGUGCUGCUGAAGUUAUGGCCCACUUUAGUGGCUGUAGGGAGGUCAUUCACCAUCCAGUGCAGGGUGCCCUCUGUGGCACCCCUCGAAGGUCUCACUGUCACCCUGCUCCAUGGCAGUGAGAUCGUAUACAGCCAGACCUUUGUGGGGACAACACCUUCCCCCCAAGAGGCCAUGGUCACCCACAACACCACGGCUCACCGGGAAGACGACCGCCACAACUUCUCCUGCCGGGCCGAGAUGGACCUGCGCUCUCGCGGCGGGGACCUCAUUCACAGCGUCUCAGAUCCCCAGGCGCUCGACGUCUAUGAGCCCGCACAAGACAACCAGGUGGUGGCCAUCAUCACGGUCGUGUCAGUGCUGCUCUUCUUGUUUGUGACAUCUGUCCUGCUGUGCUUUGUCUUUGGGCAGCAGUGGCACCAGAGACGGACAGGUACCUACGGGGUGCAAGCUGCCUGGAGGAGGCUGAGGUGGGCCUACCGGGCAUAGCCUACGUGAGCGGCAUGGCCACCAGCACGGCGGCCACUGGGACUCAGCAUGGCUCCUUAGGGCUGUGGUUCAGCCCUGGCUGAAGGACCACGACCAGCAGCAGAGGACGUCAGGGACCCUCCCUUUCCUAGUCUGAAUACAAACACCUGGACUUAACCCUGUGCCUCAGUGUCUCCUCCUGGGAAUGGUCAGGAAGGGAGCCACCAGGCCCAGCCGGACUUCGGUCUCCAAAUGUCCCCUCAGCCUCCCUCCACCCUCUCCUUCACGGGGGACUUCCAGAGCCCCGGGGAGCCCAGGCCCUGGGGCACCCCCAUGCUGACCAGCCCAGGCACCAGACGCCCACCCUCAUCGGACACUGAGCGACUCAUUCCUACUGAGGGUGGGUGGGGAGAUGCACCAUGGCCCAGAGGGGCAGAGAGACACUCUGUUCCCACGUGGCCCUCUGGGACCGCAGGCCCUCUGUGUCAGAGCAGGGCAUGGCUCUGACCUUUCCUUUCUGUCAACAGAGCUAGCUUCCAGGGGUAAGCAUGGGGGCCCCAAGGGCUCAGCUUCAGGAUCUCCUCAGCCAGGCCUCCCCCAUCACUCUGGGCCUGCAGAGAGCCACGGACAACAAACGCUGUCCUCGCCUCUUACCUCCUGCUCGGUUAUUGGGCCAACCCGAGACGCCGCAGCGCUGGCCAUCCCCGGGGUGGGGGGUGAGGGAGUGGAGGUCGAGGGAGGGCUCUGGUUCCCAGGCCUCUGCCAGCCCAGGCAGCAAUCACUGGGACAGGGUUGGGCUGUUAUGUGACCGCCAGGGCCUGGACACUGCUCUAACGGGCUCUCACCCUGAAGCAGAGAUCAGGCUGGUUCAAGGUCUCCGUGGGGUAGAGAGGGGACUGACUGACCUCGGGGAGAGGGCCUAGUUGGGGCUGAGGGUGUAAGAAGGGCUGCCAGACAUAGGUUCAGGGUUAGAAAAGCACUAGCGGGGCACACAGGGGCUCCAGGGCUAUUUCCAGCUCUGCGAUGCAGCUGGCAUGGGUCCUGGGGCUGACGUCUGUCCUCACGGUAGGCUCUCGGCAUCAUAGUAGUCUGGGGGGAGACAGCACCCUCAUCGUGACUCCCUCCUGCCUCAGUGGAGCCCAAGGAGGAAACUGGAACGGGAUAGGCCGGUUGUCUGCGGCCAUGACAGUAGGGGCCCUCAGCCCCACAGGGCGCAUGGCCUUCCUGGCCUUCUGAUCCACCGCCAGGCCUGGGCCCCACUGCCCACCCAC
Messenger RNA from Globicephala melas (long-finned pilot whale), 2243 nucleotides. It is a transcript of the gene ICAM2, whose product is annotated as intercellular adhesion molecule 2. The record is from RefSeq and is a predicted model, not a curated record. Gene Ontology annotation, cellular component: plasma membrane. Gene Ontology annotation, biological process: cell-cell adhesion. Lineage: Eukaryota; Metazoa; Chordata; Mammalia; Artiodactyla; Delphinidae. Gene Ontology annotation, molecular function: integrin binding.